AUGUCAUCCCUGGACAACGAAAUUGCCACUACUGCAAACGACUUGCUCGAAAGUCUUGACCUCCAACUGGACAAGUACGACGUUCGUCAGAAGUUGUGGCAGGGCUAUGGACACGUGUGUAGUGUGGAAGCAAGCAGUGACCUGGGAACUUCACGGUUCCUGAUCUUGAAAUAUGUCAGGCCUCCUCCAUCUCGGGAUGCCGAAUCCGAAGGACAUCUACGCAAGGUCAUUAGCUAUUCCGUCGAGCAGCACUUCUACACCACUCUUGCGCCUCUUAUACCACGCGAGAUCGCCGUUGCCCAGUGCCAUGCCAGCAUCAACGCAGAAGGCAAGGUGGCACUGCUCCUCGAGGAUUUGCGCAAUCGAUUUCCUGUUGCUGGCGAGAAGAAGUCAGCCUUAAAUAAAACUCAAGUUCAUGCUGCGAUCGACUGGUUAGCCAGAUUUCAUGGCUUUUGGCUUCAAAAUUUAGCACAGGCAAACAAGUAUCGCUUACGACUCCCUCCACUUGAGGAUGCGCAAAGCCGAGAAGCGCUAGAAGAUCACAGACAAGGCGGCGUUUGGUUAAAUGGGGGCUAUACCUAUCUUUCAACGCGUCGAUCUGAGUUCGAAUCUCUGAGCGAAGACGACAAUUCCGAGUGGUCAAGAGCACUUUGUGCGCCCGUGGCUAACUCUGGGACGUCUAUUGCUGAACAGGUCGCGAGAAUCUUGUCGCCAGCCACUGUGACAUCGCGAUCAGGUCUCGACCAGUACCAGAGCCUUAUUCAUGGAGAUGUAAAGUCCGAGAAUCUUUUCACGACAGAGUCCGGAGAGGCAGUCGCAUUUUUCGACUUCCAGUACGUUGGUUUGGGCUCUGGUCUCAGUGACUUAGCCAAGCUCUUCACCUGCUCUGUGCCUGAAGAUUCACUCCACGAGUGCAACAGUGCCGAUGGGUUUCCGAACGCCUUGACGAUGGGUCAAGGUGAAAAAGCAUUGCUGUCCUCUUAUCGCAAGACAUUUGAGGAGGCCUCUGGAAAACCUUAUCCAUGGGAUCUCUUUGUGAUGCAUUGGCAAGUAGCCUUGAUCGAUUGGCUUCGUUUCCAAGCGUCCUGGGGGUUCUGGGGGAACACUGAAUGGCUCGAAGCGCGCGCUCGCUCGAUACUCGCGGAUAGAGGAUGGUUGAGUUGGCUGUCGUGCGCCUGCGAGCCAUGA
Molecule: messenger RNA, 1188 nt
Organism: Cercospora beticola
Lineage: Eukaryota; Fungi; Ascomycota; Dothideomycetes; Mycosphaerellales; Mycosphaerellaceae
Source: RefSeq, a predicted model, not a curated record